Molecule: messenger RNA, 4201 nt
Organism: Leptidea sinapis
Lineage: Eukaryota; Metazoa; Arthropoda; Insecta; Lepidoptera; Pieridae
Gene: gprs
Product: serine-enriched protein
Exons: 9
Coding region: 47-1210 (387 amino acids)
Molecular function (GO): protein binding
Source: RefSeq, a predicted model, not a curated record
GGCGGUCGUGUACUUUACGAUAUUAAUAAAAAAAAAUUGAAUAAAAAUGGAUUUACUUAAAACAAGGCACUUCAGUCUGGAUGAAGCGUCAAUGCGAAGCGGGGCGUUAGCAGCCAUGGAGGCCGAACCAGAUCUCAGCACAUUUGAGAAUAAAAGUGGCUUAGCUGAAGACAUGAAGUUCCUUGCUUCGAUGCCAGAGCUUUGUGAUGUCACCUUCCUCGUCGGGGAUACAAGAGAACCUGUCUGCGCAGUUAAAGCUGUGUUGGCAUCUAGAAGCAGGGUCUUCCAAAAAAUUCUCUAUCAAGCUCCAAGUCCACAACGGAAGAAAGAAUCAGCGCCCCGAGAGAACAAAUUAAGGUUGUUCUUGAAGCGAUCGUCGGAACCUCUACUGAAUCUUCAAAACGCCGCCCAACAGAGAUCGACAUUCACGCAACAAUUGGCACCAAUACAAGAGCCGUCCUCUCAACAACAUCAAACACUCAUCAUCGAAGAGUUCGAGCCAGAUGUAUUUCGACAACUCAUUGAAUAUAUUCAUACGGGAUGCGUUACGCUUCAACCAAGAACAUUACUGGGUGUUAUGAACGCAGCAGAUUACUACGGCUUAGACGAGCUGCGACGUGCAUGCGCCGGAUUCGUGCAGUGCUGCAUCACAGUAGAUACUGUGUGCGCCUUACUAGCUUCGGCUGAAAGGUACAUUCAGUAUAAAUGUACUAAGUCCUUAGUGCAAAAGGUUCUGGAAUUUGUUGAUGAGCAUGGUAAUGAGGUGUUGAACCUCGGAUCAUUCACUUUGCUGCCGCAGCAUGUUGUUCGUUUGAUAUUGGCAAGAGAUGAACUGAAAGCCGACGAAUUCACUAAGUUUCAGGCCGCGUUGAUGUGGAGCAAAAAAUACUGUGACACAAACCAGAAUAUUAAUUUGAAAGAUGUAAUUGGAAAUUUUCUGGAAUACAUCCAGUUCCAUAAGAUUCCUGCCAAUGUUUUAAUGAGGGAGGUGCACCCACUUGGAUUAGUCCCAUACUCCAUCAUCAUGAAUGCGUUGGCCUAUCAGGCAGACCCGGCCAGCGUAGAUCCAGGAAAACUAUCGCCAGCGCGAAUCCGCCGCGCUGGUCGUUCCAUGUCCGUUCAGUCUUCACUCGACCCAUACGGCUCCAACACCACCCUCUCUUCCACCGGCUCCUCAGACUUACCAUCAUCAGAUUCUCGGCACAACUAACGCGAGGCGAACCCCCCCCAUCCCGCACCCGACCCCAUACCUGGCCCGUCCACCGCCCCUGUACAAGAAAAACCUGGAAAAAUAGGUCUCUUCUCUUCAAUCAAACGAGCAGCUAGUAAAAAGUUUUGUGAUCGCCGGUCACCAACACCAAAAACUAGGGAACCCAGGUCUAAGUCCGACUCUAUUAAACACGCUGCCUUGACAAGACAAAUUUCAGAGACUGUAGCCACUUCAGGCGAUCCAACUUUCGAAAGAUGUAAACCAAAGAAACGUGACAGUGAUACAGAAUUCCCCGUGCGGAAAACAACAUCAGAAUUAUCUGAAAGCUUUCCGUUUGUGCGCCGCGCUUUGGCUGAAAUAGAAAACGGACUAAAUUAUUUUAGAAGAUCGAUCACUUCUGAAGUGCCAGAAAUAAGGGCACCUUUAGCUAGAGGAGAACCAGUCGUAGUAGUUGAUGCUGCUGCUGAAGAAGAAGAUGCACCAGCAUCCCCGCCAGCUAUGGGCUUAAAAGAACGUCGUGGAUCUAGAGGUUCGCCUUGCGCAAAUCUUCCUCCAUUAAUGUUGCCACCUACUACGCCGGAGCCGUCUCCUGGCCGCCUGUCUCCGAAUCGGCUGUCUCCCCAGAGACCUAAAGAGCCAUCUUCGGCUCCAGUUAUUGGUAAUCCACCGCGAAGAACUCGGACUCGUUCCGAAAUCCCUCCCGACCCGCCACCACGAUCGCCUGACACCCCUCGUGCAGCGUCAGUUUCACCAAAACAUACAUUUGCGUUUAAGAUUGUGUUGAAAAAAGUGGAAAGUACACCGAACACUUCAUUUGACAGACCAGACCAAUGAGAGUACCUCCUCUAAGCGCGGCCGCGGGUCAGCGGUGGGGUACUCGAGGUAAAACGCGCUUUACUCCAAAAUCUAGUCAAUGCUAGUCUAGAGCAGAUUAUAUAAGAAACGGUUUCUAAUAAGUUCAGCAAAGUUGUAUUAUACUAUUAUGUAAGCAGAACUACAUAAUCGGGGGUGGAAUCUGUCCUGUUUAAAUGUUUCUAGGUAUUUAUAGAAACAAAUUUCCAAACAAUUGAUAUUUGUUUUAUGCUAAUACUUCAUGGGCUUAUUAGAUACCGUUUAAAAAUUGAAUGAAAUAUACAUUGUCUAUAGAAAUGAACUGAUAUAAAUUAGUUUUAUGUAACUUAAUCGAUAAUAUUCUGACUUCUGUAUCGACGCCCGCGAAGUUAUAAAUUUAAGACGUAGUAUUAAGGUUAAUUUAAUUCAAUAUGUAUAACAUUGAAUAUUUAAUGUUCUCACACUGUGCUUAUUAUAUAAGUUAUAAAAAAAAAUUGUAAAAAUUUUCAUAAGACACGAAUAUAUCGCUUUAUAUCGCUGAAAUUAAAUGUUUAUUGCUAGCUAGGUAUAAAUGUUAACGUAUUAUAAAGAUGACAUUGCAUAAAUUAAAAUAAUAUCAUAGAGUAUUCAACACCUUGUAAAUUAUAUGUUUUAAAUUGUAAGUUAAACUAUCAUGCCUGAUCUAAUAUUCUGUUCAAUUUUAUGUUUUCUAAGGUCUUUAAUAUUAUUAUUGUCUUGAUACCAUUCCCUCCAAAUUUGAUUAUUUUACAUUUUCAAUUUUGUAAGAAGUCAUUUUCUAUUCUAUAUUUUAGAAUAUAGAAGAAUUAGUUAAUGUUAAAAUUUAAAAGGUUAGUGUAUUUUUAAUUAAAAGUUAUUCAAAAUCACUAAUCUAUGAAGUAAGUUUACGUGUAUAUGAUGUUACCGACAUUAUCAACAAAUCAAUUUGAUUGAAAAUUUAUUCAGAGAUGCGUGUCAAUAUAACAUGCGUUCCACGCGAAGCGAGCUAAUUAGGAAAGAUGCUCUACUUAGGCCGAGCGCAUACAUACAACUGUUGCAUCGGCUAAACUGUUUCGUCGAGUUUUGUACUUUUCGUGAUUUCUACUCAACUAAACAGUUUAGUUGAUGCAAGUGCGCAUGUAAUAGAUUUUUUAUCUCCUCAAAUCGACCUGUCUUUAUUCAGCAAUGUUCAAGUCAAGGUAUUUACAAACAAUGCUUAUACGAGACCGGCAGUCGCGGUCAGUCGCGGAUUGACUGUUUAUGGUCUACGCACAUCCAUACCAUGCAAUUCACAUUGAGCACUUGACCGAUAGUCGUCCAACUUUUAAAUCAAAAGCAAAUCGAUUUGGAUUUUUGACUUUUUGUCGAGCAACUAUCGAGUUGACAGUAUGUAUUAAGGCGCGGACUGACUAGGAUUGUAAACGCUACAACCAAACCCUACAAUAUUUGUGUUGAUCAUGUGGCUAAGCUGCAAAUGGGCACUUAUUUUACUGAUUUUCUUUUGUUUAAUCAAAAUUCACAUAUUAAUUGAAACAUUGUUCGGUUUAAGUUUUAGAAAAGUACUAAUUCUAUUAAAUUCUUUAAAAAAAGAAUGUUGUUGAAACUGAAAAUUCGGAGAUUUUUUAUUCCAAAGUUUAUUUUUGGGAAGCAACUUCCAAAUUUUUUAUUGGAUAUUUCAAAUUAUAUAUAGAUACUCUAUUCGGUUCAAAAAAUUUUAUGUCCUUCUUUGUGCACUGUAAUUUUUGCGUCGGAAUAUUUUCAUUGCGUUUUGUUGUAAUCGACUCUCUAAGAAACCUAUUUUUGUGGAUAUUGCGGUGUAUGACAACGCCUUAAUGUAUUCUUUUACACAUAAUAUGAUACACAACAAAACAGUUGUUCAGCUAAAAGUCUUAUGUAUGCGCUAGCCCUUACUGGGGACUGCGCGGUACAAGUAUUUUGCCCACUUUCUUAUAUUAUAUCAGCGCUCUAUAAUUACACUAAAACAAAAUAAUAUAUAAAUAGUAAAAAUGUAUAUUAUAUUGACUUAAAAAAUAUAUUACAAUGUUGUCGUAAUUAAGUUAGUUAUUAAAAAUGUCAUAAAUAUAUCUGUGAAAUAUUAUUCUGAUACUACUUACUGUGUUCUCUUAUCAUAUUGUAAUAUAUUUAAUUAAAUGUGCCUGUAUA